AUGGGGGUUCCUAUCUGGGCUGGUUGUUUGCUGGUGUUGGGUGUGAGUUUGAUCCUCCCUUUAGGAGGCUGUGCCGACGAGCCAGCGACACUUCGCGGAGUGAGCGCCGAGACAGAAAAACAUAUUUCUGCCGGUAAAGCACGCCUGCAGGACCUCCGCGAUGCGGAACGUCGCUGUCAUGAUGCCUGGCAAGCAAUUGUUGUGAUCGAUGGAGGCAGUAGUGCGACGCGGACGAAUGUAUUUCUGGCGAAGACCCGGUCAUGCCCACGUGGAGGCCGACACAUUGACCCCGACAGUAUUCGACUCCUCGGCGCGGGUAAGCGCUUCGCAGGACUUCGUGGAGUUUUAGAAAGCUGGCUAGACGCGUACGCUGGAGAGGACUGGGAGUCGAGGUCUGUUGAUUCCAAGCGUCUCUUCCAGCACGUUCCUGAGAUGGAAGACAGUGCAAGGGGCCUCAUGCAGCUCUUGGAGGACGACGCAGUUCGCAUCUUGGACGAGAAACUCACUGAGGAACAAAAGGUUCAGGUUCAAGCGAUGGGCGUUCCAGUCCUGCUGUGCAGCACGGCAGGAGUUCGUGAUUUCCACGACUGGUACCGCGAAGCCCUCUUUGUCAUUCUUCGCUUUCUCAUCAAUCACCCGAAGCCUGGCCACGGGUACAAAUUCUUCACCAACCCCGAAUGGACCCGACCGAUCACGGGCGCUGAGGAAGGUCUGUACGCAUUUCUCGCGCUCAACCAUCUUUCGGGGCGGUUAGGCGAAGACCCAGCUAGGUGUUACGUUGAUGAAUACGGGAUGAAGCAGUGCCGCAAUGACCUUGUUGGCGUGGUUGAAGUGGGCGGUGCUUCUACCCAAAUCGUUUUUCCACUACAGGACGGCACUGCCCUGCCCUCGUCCAUCCGUGCCGUUAACCUGCAGCACGAACGCUUUCUCCCAUCGCGUUUUCCGAGUGCCGACGUCAUAUCGGUUUCUUUUAUGCAGCUGGGUGUGGCCAGUUCCUCCGGACUGUUUUUCAAGGAGCUGUGCAGUAACGCCGAAUUUCGGCAUCAGGGGAUUUGCUAUAAUCCCUGUAUUUUCAGAGGCUUCCGACAGGCCUGUUCCGCGGGCGAUGUCGAGAUCCUUCCAGACGGAACCAUAGUUGUGGAUGAAGAUGUGCGAAAGAACAAGCUGAAGCCGGUGGCGACAUCUUGCUCAGCGAACAAUCCGGAAAUUAGUUUCAAGGCAAUGAAUGAAAUGCAAUGUCGCGAAAACAAGAUUGAUCCGACGAAAUCACUCGCGGAGCGGCUGAGGAUCGACGACUGCUUCCAGAUUGUAGGAACUGGUGAUUUCGACACAUGCCAAGCCCAGGUAGAAGAACUUCUCGUCAGUCCCAGGUUUCCACUUCCAGCGAACAUUGAGGCAGCGUCGUCAGGCUUCGAAUCUGUUGGUCAGGUUUUCAAGUUCGCGUCUACGGCGUCGCCGAUGGUCAUUACAGGAGGAGCGAUGUAUGCGAGCAUCAGCACAAUGCAAGGUUUCGGACUUCUUCCGAAAGACUUCCAGGGUGAUCUAGAACAACUGAUAGCUGCAUCACGUACAUACUGUUCGUCUCCAGUAGUUAACAGUGGAGAUGGCCUUGUCAUUCAGUUGCCAAACGCGGAACAAAAGCUGACUAGUAUGAACUACGACUUAUGCAAGACGAUCGCGCUGACUGUUUCGCUGCUUCAGCACAUGGAGGCAGGCGAGCAUAAACCGUCAUCCAUUUCCUGGCAAAAAACCGUUGUGGGACCAGAUGGAAAACCACGUGCUGAUCUUGGGUGGCAUGUUGGGGCAAUUCUUCAUCGUGUCCUCUUCACGGAAGAAUGGGGACGUACAGCUUAUGAGACGGGAUUUACAUACAACAUGUGA
This is a messenger RNA of Neospora caninum, 1881 nucleotides long. RefSeq lists its product as uncharacterized. Gene Ontology annotation, biological process: nucleoside diphosphate catabolic process. Gene Ontology annotation, cellular component: extracellular region; membrane. Gene Ontology annotation, molecular function: ribonucleoside triphosphate phosphatase activity; nucleoside diphosphate phosphatase activity. The transcript has a single exon. Bases 1 to 1881 code for a protein of 626 amino acids. NCBI's taxonomy places the organism in Eukaryota, Apicomplexa, Conoidasida, Eucoccidiorida, Sarcocystidae. The record is from RefSeq and is a predicted model, not a curated record.